Pectinophora gossypiella (pink bollworm) is the source of this 960-nucleotide messenger RNA. RefSeq names its product phosphate carrier protein, mitochondrial-like. NCBI's taxonomy places the organism in Eukaryota, Metazoa, Arthropoda, Insecta, Lepidoptera, Gelechiidae. Gene Ontology annotation, molecular function: phosphate transmembrane transporter activity. Gene Ontology annotation, biological process: mitochondrial phosphate ion transmembrane transport. The transcript has a single exon. Gene Ontology annotation, cellular component: mitochondrial inner membrane. Bases 1 to 960 code for a protein of 319 amino acids. The record is from RefSeq and is a predicted model, not a curated record.
AUGGGGUUUCUAUUUUCCAAGCCGCCACCUGAAGAAAAAACUUCAUGCAAAAUGUAUAGCAAUGAGUUCUUUGGAUUGUGUGCGGUGGGUGGCGCGCUCGCUUGCGGUCUCACACAUACCUUCGUCACGCCGCUCGACCUGGUUAAGUGUCGCCUGCAGGUCGACCCCAAGAAAUACGGCUCACUCUUCAAAGGCUUCGCGGUCUCAUAUAAUGACGGUGGUCUCAAGAACCUCGUUAGGGGAUGGGCGCCGACCUUAAUCGGCUAUUCGCUCCAAGGUGCAGCGAAAUUCGCCGGCUACGAAUAUUUCAAGUACAAAUAUGCGUUGAUAGUCGGCGAGGAGGAGGCCUUCCUGAAGCGAACCUACCUCUACCUGGCUGCGUCUGCGUCUGCCGAGAUGGUCGCAGACUGCUUUCUGGCACCGUUCGAGGCUACGAAGGUCCGGAUACAGACUACACCCAACUAUUACACAACCAUGAAAGUCGCUAUGCCACACAUGAGCCGCACGGAAGGUUUCGGCGUGUUCUAUCGCGGCAUCUUACCGUUGUGGGGACGCCAAGUGCCGUACACAAUGAUGAAGUUCUCGUCGUUCGAGAAGACAGUCGAGUAUCUUUAUGCGAAAGUUGUGCCAAAACAGCGAGAGAAGUGCACUAAAGGUGAGCAGCUGGUGGUGACUUUCGCUGCGGGCUAUAUCGCGGGCGUUCUAUGCGCCAUCGUGAGCCACCCGGCAGACAUGCUCGUGUCCAAAUUAAACAAAGACCCGGGCUCCUCAGUUGGGAUGGUCCUCUCUGAGUUGGGUUUCCUCGGGAUAUGGCGCGGUUUGGUGGCUCGUAUUAUAAUGAUCGGCACGCUCACGGGCCUGCAGUGGUUCAUAUACGACGGGUUCAAGGUAUACACGAGUAUGCCGCGGCCGCUGCCGGCUGAGAUGCCGGAGUCACUCAGAAAGAAGUUGAAUCAGUGA